CGCAAAGGGGGAAGAAAAAAUAAAAAGGAAAAAAAAGAACAAAAGGAAAAAAAAUUGAAAACACAAGUGUUUUUCUCUUUUGCAAAAAAGAAUUAUUUAUAUUUGUAUAUUAAAAAUUCGAAAAAAAAAUCACCUAAUUGUGAUAUCAAUCUAAUUUGUAAUUUCACUUCUUCACUCACAUCGCACAAUUCAACUUUCAUGUGAAAAAUGUAAAACAGCACCUGCCGCACUUAAAAAAAAAAUAAGAAAAAUCCUUCACUCACUUUUCUCACAGUCUCAGCUCAACACACAAAAUAUCUACAAAACACAAGUAAAUUAAAUUUUCCAUUAAAAUUUCUCUGAAACUCGACAAAAUCGAAAAUUACGCAUUUUGUUGUUAACUCUUGUACAACUCAAAUGUCAACCAUUGCAUAGUAAAUAAUCAAUCAAAAAGAAUCAAAAAUAAUGGAUGACCUGUCUCAGGGCGACAUUUGUCGCGUUUGUCGAUGCGAAGGUCAAUCGGAUCGUCCACUUUUCUAUCCGUGCAUCUGCACCGGUAGCAUAAAGUACAUUCAUCAGGACUGUCUUAUGCAAUGGAUGCGUUACUCGCGCAAAGAGUACUGCGAACUGUGUGGCCAUCGAUUCUCUUUCACUCCCAUAUACUCCCCGGACAUGCCUCGUGUCCUGCCGCUGCGAGACGUGGCUGGGGGAUUGUUGUCGUCGGUGGGAAAGGCAGCCAAGUAUUGGCUCCAUUACACACUGGUUGCGUUUGCUUGGUUUGGUAUUGUUCCACUCUCUGCAUAUCGAACGUAUCGCUUUAUGUUUAGUGGUUCAAGCUUUGAUAUGAUUCUAUCGCUUCCGUUUGAUGUGUUUUCCACGGAAAACAUUGCUUCGGAUGCUUUUCGGGGUAGUUUUGUGGUCACAUGCACAUUGUUGUCGUUUGUUGGUUUGGUUUGGCUGCGGGAACAGAUUCUGCAUGGUGGCGGGCCAGAUUGGCUGGAAAGAGAUGAAGUUGCCCCCAUCGCUGGAGGUGGUGGUGGGGGAAAUGGCGAUGGCAAUGCUGGCGAUGAUGCUGUCGGCCAAGCGGGGGCAAUUCCGGAGCCAAUAGCUGCGGCAGUUGUCGAAGGACCAAUCGAACUGAACGAUAAUAACAACAAUGAGAAUAACAACAAUGAGAAUGAGGCACUUUUGGAUAUGCCAAUCGACAAUGCCGAACCACCACCGGCCGAUGCAGAAGCCAAUGCAGGAAAUCGGGCUUUGAAUGAGGAUCCAGCUGAUAUUGCGAAUGCCAAUGAGGAGGCGAAUUGGAAUCCAAUGGAGUGGGAUCGUGCCGCAGAGGAACUCACUUGGGAACGUUUAUUAGGACUCGAUGGGAGUAUGGUCUUCUUGGAGCAUGUCUUUUGGGUCAUAUCGCUUAAUACGAUUUUCAUAUUCACUUUUGCCUUUUGUCCUUAUUGCAUUGGCAAUUUUGUCAUAAACUGGCUCGGUCUCCUUCGUCCUGAUAAACCUUUGUUGCAUUUCCAUGGAUUGAUUACAACCUUAUUCGGUUACUGCAACAUUGGUCUGACUUUGGUGGUGCUUCAUUACUUUGCACGACUUUUUAAAAUGAGUAAGAUCCGCUGGCUUCUGGGAUUGUGUUAUAUCGUUGUUAAGGUGUCGCUGCUGUCUGUUGUUGAGAUCGGAGUUCUUCCUUUGGUUUGUGGCUGGUGGUUGGAUAUAUGCUCUUUGCCAAUGUUUGAUGCUGCUAUUAAGGAUCGCCGAACAAGUUUUAGAGCUGCUCCGGGAACAUCGUUAUUUAUACAUUGGAUGUUUGGUAUGGUCUAUGUGUAUUAUUUUGCUGCUUUUAUUUCGUUGCUGAGGGAAGUAUUGCGACCAGGUGUUUUAUGGUUCUUGAGAAAUUUGAAUGAUCCUGAUUUUAGUCCAAUUCAGGAAAUGAUUCAUCUAUCGAUAUUGCGACAUGUUAGGCGAUUGAUUGCUUCUGUGAUUAUAUUUGGUUCGGCUGUUUUAUUGAUGCUAUGGCUGCCUAUACAAAUUUUAAAAUCAGUAUGGCCAACAUUCCUGCCGUAUACACUAUCCGGUGAUUCAGAAGUGAAUGAAUUGAGUUUGCAGCUGCUUCUUUUGCAGAUUAUACUGCCUGGUUUCUUCGAACAAUCCCACACUCGAGUUUGGCUUAAAGGAUUGCUUCGAAUUUGGUGCCAAGCUGUUUCCUGGACUUUGGGAAUCAAAAGUUAUCUUCUCGGAAAUGAUACCACAGAAAAUGGUAACGGAGGUCAAGCUGAACCCGAACGAGCUCAACCCGAUCGCAAUCAAGGUCUAGCCGCUGCCCAUCAAUUCAUCCUACAACGAGAUGCUCCAGUUGGAUUCCAACCAUACAACAAACCCACAUUCUUCCCAUGCCGACUUUUUGGCUUGAUUGUGUUCAUGUGUAUCAGUUUGGUGAUUUCAUCUCUGGUCACACUCACAGUGCCAGUUUGGAUUGGACGACAAGUAAUGGCGUUAUGGUCAGUUGGAAAUCAUAUUGCAAAUCAUCAAGUUUCGACUCACCCUGAAGUUCCACCGCGUCCACAUGAGCUAUACACGGCAGCUGUUGGAACUUAUCUUUGUUGGAUUAUUUCGAGAGGAAUCGCAAUCGCAGUGAAUUUGCUGCCACAAGGAAGAGCUGCUGUAAUGGACAAAAUCAAACAUUGGCUUCAUGUUGGAGCUUCUUAUGCUCUCGCUGCUAUUAUAUUUGUCUUGAUGCUCGGUGUAAUACCGUUAUUAUUUGGACUUCUCUUGGAACUAGUUCUUGUUAUUCCCUUGCGAGUGCCCAUUGGUCAGACACCAAUUCAUUUCUUGUGGCAGGACUGGGCCCUCGGAGUACUCUAUACAAAAAUUGCUUGCGCACUCACACUUAUGGGUCCAGAUUGGCGCUUAAAACGAGCCAUUGAGCGUGCUUAUCGUGAUGGCUUGCGAGAUAUUGAUUUGAAGUUUAUCAUUCGUGAACUGGCAACACCUGUUAUCACAUGUUUCGGACUCGCUCUGGCUGUUCCCUAUGUGAUUGCUCAUUCGAUUGUGCCAAUUUUCUAUGAAAAUCUAAAUGCAAGAACCUUAAUUGCCAGGGAAAUAUAUCCAUUCUUCCUAUUGGCAGUAAUUGUUGUUGCCAUAAUCUACUUCCAGAUACGACAAUUCAAGAAACUCUAUGUUGCGAUCAAGAAUGAUAAAUAUUUAGUUGGACAGCGAUUAGUGAAUUACGAACAUAGAAAGCGAAAACAAGAGACGGCAGAUGCUGCUGCGGCUGCUGCUGCAGCGGCUGCAUCAGCUGCUGCAAAUAUAGAUGCAGCUCCAGCAGUAGAGGCGGCUCCUGAUAAUGUAGCUGGUGUUAAUGUUGGUGGAGGCAAUGUUGUUCCUCCAUUGGUUGGGGAACAGUUAUAGAUAUACAAAUAUGUCUACUAAUAGUGAUUAAAUAAGUUUUUUUUUUGUUUUUUCUUUAUUUUCUAGUUUGAUUCUUUUUUCCUCUCAUACUUCUUCAAAUCUUUCUCUCAUUUUCAUUCAGCCUGUCUCGAUCUAUUUCAAUUGUUUCUUAUGAUCGGACUUGACGAAUAUGAGAUUUUUUGAUCAACCAACUAUUAAAAGGUUUCUGAUUGGUUGAAAGUUGAAUGACCAAUCAGAGGCUUAAAAAUAUUAAAUUUAUAUAGAAUCCGGACACUCUUUGAAUUAAACUUUUUGUUAAUUAAAAUUAGUCAUGUUUAUUAUUUUUUUUUUUAUAUCGAUAAACUUUCCAUUGAGCUUUUUUUGUAUUGCAAUGUGAAAGUUAUAUGAAAUGGCAAAGAACAAAAAAUAAAAUUGUUAUUAUAGUUUUAUUGGCUAUCUUAAACAAAACACAAAUAAAAAAGAAGAAAAUUAAUGAAAAAUAAAAUAUUAAAAAAUGCAUAAAAAGAGAAAAGCUAAGCAAAAACUUAAAUUUUACUUUAACUCUACUACUAUGGAUUUCAUUUUGAAUAAUAAUAUAAAUAAAACAAAAAAAAAUAA
Molecule: messenger RNA, 3987 nt
Organism: Episyrphus balteatus (marmalade hoverfly)
Lineage: Eukaryota; Metazoa; Arthropoda; Insecta; Diptera; Syrphidae
Product: E3 ubiquitin-protein ligase MARCHF6
Exons: 4
Coding region: 445-3390 (981 amino acids)
Cellular component (GO): endoplasmic reticulum membrane
Molecular function (GO): zinc ion binding
Source: RefSeq, a predicted model, not a curated record